Molecule: messenger RNA, 549 nt
Organism: Emiliania huxleyi CCMP1516
Lineage: Eukaryota; Haptophyta; Isochrysidales; Noelaerhabdaceae
Exons: 1
Coding region: 57-407 (116 amino acids)
Source: RefSeq, a predicted model, not a curated record
UGGAGGCGGUGGUGGCCUCGGCGUUGGGGGUGGAGCCGGGCCACGUCACGCGCGACAUGGCCGCCGGCUUGGCGCGGCAGCAUGCGCCUGGGCGACAGCCUCCGGCGCCAGGCUGGCUGUCGCUCGAGGAGCAGCUGAUGCGCGCCGUCCUCUCCUCGCCGGGCGGCGCCAACGGCGGCGGCGGAGGCGGCGGCGGAGGCGACGGAGCGGGCACGCUCCACGAUUUUGUGCGAGGGUGGCGGGAGGUCUUCUGUGAGGCCCUCCAGCCGCGACAUCUACCUCCCGGCUGGAGCACGGAGCACCGCCGGCCGGUGCGGCCGGCCGUGGCCGACGCCGCUGCGAGAGUCGAGAGCGAGACCGCGGCUGACCCGCGAGAGCGUUUACAUGAUUGUAACACCGGGAGAUAGAGAGUGUGUGUGACCGCCUAGGGGGACCGCGUAGUGUCUAGUGACAUGUUCAUGCACAUGUGUAGUCAGUAGUGGUCUAUCGGUGACUAGGUCCAGCCCUGGGUGAGCCAGAUCUGACGUUUUGGGACAUCGCGUCAGAUCC